AUGCUCCAACUCUUUUCUGCUCUCCUUUUUGUUAAUGCUUCGGUACAAUUGUCCGACUACUCACAAGCUGUCAUAAAGCCUGUCGAGGCUGCAGAUGCCAUCUUCAAGCGUCAAGCCGCCCAGCCAUUUAAUAAUGACUAUACUGGCCCCAUUUGGACAUCGGACCCGAAGUACCCGUCCCCAUGGGGUGCUGGAACGGGAGACUGGGCUGCAGCAUACGAGAAAGCCCGUGCCUUUGUUAGUGGCUUGACUUUAUUGGAGAAGGUCAACCUCACUACAGGUGUUGGCUGGGAAUCUGAUCGAUGUGUCGGAAAUACUGGCUCUAUCCCUCGUCUCGACUUUGAAGGCCUAUGUUUACAAGAUGGCCCCCUUGGUAUUCGCUUUGCCGAUUAUGUCUCUGCCUUCCCGGCCGGUCUGAAUGUGGCUGCUACAUGGAGCCGUGAUCUUGCGAGGGCUCGAGGAGAAGCUAUGGGAGCUGAGAAUAGAGGCAAAGGGGUUGAUGUCCAGCUCGGUCCCGUGUGUGGACCUCUCGGCCGCAAUCCUGAAGGUGGUCGAAACUGGGAAGGAUUCAGUCCCGAUCCUUAUCUCACUGGCGCCUUGAUCGGUCCUACCAUCCAAGGUAUCCAGAGCCAAGGCGUCAUGGCGUGCACGAAGCAUUACAUUGGGAAUGAACAAGAACACUUCCGCCAGGUCGGGGAAUCCAUCGGCUACGGUUACAACAUCACGGCCACGCUCAGCUCAAAUAUUGACGACAAGACCAUCCAUGAGCUUUACCUCUGGCCUUUUGCUGAUGCCGUUCGGGCUGGUACAGCGUCAGUCAUGUGCUCUUACCAGCAAGUGAACAACUCGUACGGCUGUGCCAACUCUUACACAAUGAAUCACCUUCUCAAGGGUGAACUCGGAUUCCAGGGUUUCGUCAUGUCAGAUUGGCAGGCUCAACAUUCCGGAGUUGGCACCGCCUUGGCUGGACUCGACAUGACCAUGCCUGGUGACACACUAUUCAAUACCGGGUAUACGUACUGGGGCACAAACCUCACUAUUGCCGUGAUCAAUGGUACUAUUCCUGAGUGGCGACUGGACGACAUGGCCACGAGAAUCAUGGCAGGAUACUUCUACGUCGGUCGCGAUGCUGCCAGAGUCCCGGCCAACUUUUAUGCCUGGGGUCAGGACACUUACGGACACGCUUCAGCUGCCGAUCUCAAUUCCCCUCUGAUCAUCGUCAACGAACAUGUCAAUGUCCAAGACGAGCAUCGCAAUAUCAUCAGACAGAUUGGCCAGGCGUCCAAUGUCCUUUUGAAGAACAAUGGCGGCCUUCCUCUUACAGGUCAGGAAAAACAAGUGGCCGUGAUUGGUUACGAUGCUUGUGGCAACCCGUGGGGUCCCAAUGGCUGCCCAAACCGUCAAUGCAACAAUGGAACCCUGGCCAUGGCCUAUGGGAGUGGCACCUGCGAAUUUCCAUAUCUGGUGACACCAGAACAAGCGAUCCAGCAAUAUGUUCUUACGCAGACCGACUCGGAGGUCUUCACCAUUUGCGACAACUAUGCAGACUCGCAGAUCCAGAGUCUUGCCAGCCAAGCUGAUGUUGCCAUUGUUUUUGCCAACGCCGAUUCUGGUGAAGGAUUCAUAACGAUCGACGGCAACACUGGCGACCGCAAUAAUCUGUCUCUGUGGGAAGGAGCGGACCGCUUGAUCAACAAUGUGACCAAGUAUAACAACAAUACCAUCGUGGUCAUGCACACUGUGGGCGCUGUCAAUGUUUCUGCAUGGUAUGACAACGAGAAUGUUACUGCCAUCCUAUGGGCGGGUCUACCUGGUCAAGAGAGCGGCAAUGCCCUCGUCGAUGUCCUUUACGGUCUCGUUAACCCCGGUGGAAAAUUACCCUUCACCAUUGCCCGCAAUCGGGACGACUACGGCACGGAUGUUCUAUAUGAACCUAACAACGGGCAAUUUGAUGCUCCUCAAGUCCUCUUCUCGGAGGGGGUGUUCAUUGAUUACCGACAUCUCGAUGCAGCUGGGAUCGAGCCAAUCUAUGAAUUCGGAUUCGGCCUCAGUUAUACAACCUUUGAAUAUUCCAAUCUGGUGAUUACUCCAGGAAAUCCAGCACCAUAUACCCCCGCCAGUGGAUUGACAGGGCCAGCUCCAGUCUUGGGUAACUCGUCCACGGACCCAUCACUAUACCUCUUCCCCAAUGCCAGCAUCCCUUAUCGUUACUUUGAAUUCAUCUACCCAUACCUCAACACCACCGAUCUUGAGGCUGCGUCUGCUGAUCCUGAUUACGGCCUGCCGACGGAUCAGUAUGUUCCGGCCGGCGCCACGGACGGCUCACCGCAGCCCAUCCAGCCUGCUGGAGGUGGUCUCGGGGGCAACCCUCUGCUCUACGAAGUUGUCGCAACGGUGACGGCAACGAUCACCAACACAGGAAGUGUCGCCGGGGAUGAGGUUGUGCAGUUGUACGUGUCGCUUGGGGAGGGAGAGCCGCCGAAAGUGCUUCGUGGCUUUGACCGCCUGACCAUAGCACCUGGUCAAUCAGCGACAUUUACCGCUGAACUUACUCGCAAAGAUGUGUCGGUCUGGGAUACCACCGUUCAGAACUGGGUAGAGGUCAGCAAUCCAACCAUUUACGUUGGCGCUUCGAGCAGAAAUCUUCCACUAUCAGGAACCCUGUCCGGCGGUGCUUCACCUGGUGGUCCGAGUGGACCAAACUACAGUUCGCCUCCAGUUGCCCCGUCUUCUUCCUAUGGUGGUCCGACAUAUUCGUGGAGCUCGGGGUACGGACAUCCCACUGGACCGCCGGUAUCUCAGAUUUCAGACGGACAGCCUCAAUGGGGAGCCCCAGUUACGCAAAUCUGGGAUGGCCAACCUCAAGCGACGACGGCAUGA
Fonsecaea nubica is the source of this 2880-nucleotide messenger RNA. RefSeq lists its product as hypothetical. Gene Ontology annotation, molecular function: beta-glucosidase activity; structural constituent of cell wall. Gene Ontology annotation, biological process: glucan catabolic process. The record is from RefSeq and is a predicted model, not a curated record. The transcript has 5 exons. Lineage: Eukaryota; Fungi; Ascomycota; Eurotiomycetes; Chaetothyriales; Herpotrichiellaceae. Gene Ontology annotation, cellular component: cell wall. Bases 1 to 2880 code for a protein of 959 amino acids.